Molecule: messenger RNA, 587 nt
Organism: Rosa chinensis
Lineage: Eukaryota; Viridiplantae; Streptophyta; Magnoliopsida; Rosales; Rosaceae
Exons: 2
Coding region: 30-554 (174 amino acids)
Source: RefSeq, a predicted model, not a curated record
ACAACACCACUUACCACUCAACUAUCAAAAUGAGUCCAUUCCAGGCCCUCUAUGGCCGGCCACCACCUUCAGUGUCCAAGUACAUCCCUGGCACUACCAACGUGCAUGCUGUCGACACCACCCAGAUUGGUGAUUGGGUUUUCCUAAAAAUACACCCAUAUCGACAGAAGUCACUUGCCAAGCACACGGUGCACAAGUUGUCUCCCCGAUAUUUCGGCCCAUUCGAGAUCACGGCAAAGGUGGGAGCUGUUGCUUACUGUCUCAAUCUACCACCACAUUCCAAGAUCCACCCAGUUUUUCAUGUCUCACUGCUCAAGAAGAGAGUAGGAGAUGGGGUUCCGAUUUCAUCUACCUUGCCUCCAUUCAAUGAUAAGGGUGAAAUUCUGUGGAAGCCAAGCAAAGUUUUGGAUAUGGGCGUGCGAACCAAAAAGGGGCGUAAGAUCACAACUUGGUUGAUACAGUGGGAUGGGAUGCCGGAGACCGAUGCCACCUGGGAAGACGCAACCACCAUUGUAGCGAGAUACCCAGAGUUCCUGAGGACAGGCACUCACUGAGGGUGGGGCUUGUUGAGGACACCCCAACAAUCU